This is a messenger RNA of Wyeomyia smithii (pitcher-plant mosquito), 3957 nucleotides long. RefSeq names its product sorting nexin-25 (gene snz). The record is from RefSeq and is a predicted model, not a curated record. Gene Ontology annotation, molecular function: phosphatidylinositol binding. Bases 301 to 3393 code for a protein of 1030 amino acids. The transcript is spliced from 4 exons. NCBI's taxonomy places the organism in Eukaryota, Metazoa, Arthropoda, Insecta, Diptera, Culicidae. Gene Ontology annotation, cellular component: intracellular membrane-bounded organelle.
UCUGCGAUAUGGGGCGUAUGAAUUUUGUGCAGAGGCAGAGAAAAUUAAGCUGUUCAAUAUUGCAACUUGUUUCAGCAGGAAAUCAAUGAGUUUGUGCAAUAUUUAGUGUGGUGCUUAGCUAAUUGGAAAAUUUCAUGUUACGGUGUUAAGCAUUUGAGGACGUAAAAUGCUUUGCAAACGCAGUUCAACAGCACUGUUCGCUGCGGAGUAACCAAUUUAAGGCCACAAGUUGCGCGGGGGUGGAGUUGGCCCUCGGAACAAAGAUAAGGCAUAAGUUUUGGCAAGGCUCAAAGCACUACUAUGAGAAUAAUCUACUGGAUCGGUGUCGUCGGAACUGUGAUCGUUGCGGUGUCCCUGUUUUGGCCACCGUUUUUCUACAUCUUCCUAUUCGUACUCUAUUCGCUGAUACUGAUUGCCUUGGCUAUUUUCGGCACCAUCUACGUUCACUACAAGCUAACCAACAAGGAAACGAAUCACCACGCCCGCGAUCUCCCAACGAACGUCCUGUACAAUGCCACCAAAUCGCAACUAUUCGAUUCCCCGUCACCACCGAAAUCCGCCGCCAGUCUGCCGAUCGUCUUCGGCCGGACAGUGGACAACCUGCUGCAGCAAAUCAUCGGAAACGCGAUGCGUGACGUCGUUAGUCCUGCCCUAGCGGAAAUUGUAGCAAAUCCCCGUCGAAUCGUCGAUCUACUGCGAGAGGACAUUUGGCUCGGAAUCGAGAAACUGCACGAGCGAGCAUCACGCAUCGAUGCACCAAAAAUGAUUGCGGUUGACUUUGUCAUCAAAACCACGAUCCAUUUGGAGAAAAUACGAACCGCCCAGUCGCGAGCCGCGGAACUCGGCACGGAGCCGGUAUUUGCAACCGCAUCCUACCUAACCUCGACGGAAAAGGAACUGGAGUUCCUGAAAAAGAUCUGUGAAAUCCUCACUAUUUUUCUGCUACCUCGAGGCUACUCGCUGUCACCCAUAAAGGACCUACUGUCGGAGGUUGUCUCGUACAAGGUGCUGUACCCGAUCAUUAAGCUCGUCACCUCGCCGGACUUUAUCAACCAGCAAAUUGUGGAGUGCAUCGAAACGAAGCUGGUUGCGGUUGCUAUUAACAAGCGGAGCUACGAAUAUGCAGCGAAUUUCGAGGAUUUUUUAAAGAUUAUCAACGCUAGCUGCACAACCGAGGAGCUGCACUCGAUUAGGGGUAGUAUUGUUAGCGAUAUUAUGCAGGCAACUACGAUGCAAAAUCUGCAGCGGACUAGAGGGUUCGAUAAUGAACUUUUUGUUGGGAAGCCCACUGGAAGCGGGAAUAGUUCGGGAGAUUCGGAGAGUGGACCUAGUCGGGCGGAGAUCACUGCUUCUCUGAAGCUGAAAAAGUACAUCCAACAGUUGUCAUUUGCCAAAAACCAGUGCGAAAAAUGUUUGUCCAAACUGGGCUGGAAUGGGAACGUCAGCAACGACGUGGAUCUUUCAAUAUUGGAUAUUCUUUCAACCGUAGCAGGACGAAGACAUUUCACCAUUUUUCUGGAACCACUGAAAGCUUCCUCGCUGGUAGGGUUUUACACCACAGUGGAAGAGCUUAAGCAUGCCUCAAAGAGCUCCUGGCAUCAGCUGGGAGCGGAAAUUUUCUACACUUACAUUCGAUGUCCCAAUUCGGAAAUCCCGGUGGAUAAAUCGACCCGGAAGAAGAUGGAGUCAUUCCUGGUUGGUGACAGUGGACCGGAAAUAUUCUACGAAGUGCAGCGUGAAUGUCUGGUCACUAUGGAAGAUAAAUAUUAUCAUCCUUUUCUACUAAGCGAAGAGUACGCCAAACUGAAAGCUUCUCUAACACAAGAAGAUAUCAAAGAAAUCACACUGAACACGUAUCUCUCGGCGAGUACCGAAAGUCAGGACGAAACGGCUUCCAAUGCGUCUUCUGCUAGUGGCGAUAUAGAUCCCGUUAUUUUAGAUUUGAGUAACCACUCGACCUACGCCAGAAAUAAGCUUGAUCAGCUGGACGAGAAACUGAUGAAUAAAAACCAAGCUUUGGAUGCGCUAAAACAAUCCUUAAAACCCGACUCCAAGUUACUAGCCAUUCUGGAGAAAGAGAUCGAUUGGCUGAAGGGAGAAAAGCGUCAACUGGAAUCGCACCUGCUCCGAACUGAAGUCUGGGGUGAAUAUCUGGGAAAAUGGCGCGCAAUUGUGGAAAGCGUGGAUUUUUCCGAUGACAAAGAACCUCAACCUCACUUCAUGAUAGUCGUCCAGGUGGAUGAGGUGAACGACUGCGGUAAAGAGGACGUCGCAACGGCAAUGGAUGCGGCGGACAGCAUUUCAACCGGUUGGGUCGUUGUCCGAUCGCUAUCCCAGUUUCACGAGCUGCACCGUAAGCUACGCCCAAUGUGCGUCGAUCUAAAGGCAAUCGAUUUACCUUCGAACAAUGCGUUCAAGCUGUUUCUACUUAAAAACGAUAAAUCUCUGCUGGAAAAAGCCAAGCAACAGAUCCAGAAAUAUCUUAAUUUCAUUCUUGAAGACGAUCAUCUCAACCAGAGCGAGGCUCUGUACGAAUUUUUGAGCCCAAGCUCGGAAAGACUGAAACAAAGCACUCUGCCUUCGCCUUCCAAAAAGCAGUCCAAGUUUUCGCUGGCCACACUUUUUAAAACCAACAGCGAAAAGAUGGAUCAAUUCUGGGGCUCGCAUUUUAAGCUGAACAACGCCGAUUUCCCCGAUGAUGACCAGGUCUCAAUGUACCUGGAGGGUGGAUCCAACACCGACAGCGGCUCCUCCAAGUCGCAAGCGGAUGCGGAGGCUAAAGAUUCCAUAGCCGAACCGUUGUACGCGCUGCUCGGUGAAAUCUUCGACAUGGGAGGAGUUUUCAAGUGGUUGCGCCGUAGUCUGAUUUCCUUCGUGCAGAUCACGUACGGACAAACAAUCAACCGGCAGAUUCGGGAGUCCAUCAACUAUCUCUUCGAAGAAACAAUGCUGCACACGUACGCCUCGACCGUACUGAAAGCAUUGUGGCCGGGGGGAGUUCUCACUGUGAAAUAUAUCGAACGAACCGAGGAUCAGGAGGAAAUGACUAUGAACGCAGCCAAAUCUCUACUGCUAGACAAUAUUCCAGACUUGUUGUGCAACAUUAUUGGGGCGCAGAAUGCUCGCGCUGGCAUUAUGAAACUGUUCGAUAACGUACAGAAUCCCAUCUAUAAUAAACAGCUGUUCUACGAUUUGUUGGAAAUUCUAAUGCUGGAAUUGUUCCCGGAAAUCCGACAGCUGAAAGUACCACCGAGUGUUGCUGCUGUAGCCGUCGUCGGGGGGUCAACGUCUUCUGCCGCCUCAACGCCAACGCAUGCAGGCCAUGCGGCGGCCAGUGGGAGCGUAAUAGGAUGGGCGCAUGCAACCCCAACCCGAACCAUUUUACGCAACUAGGAACAAAUAUCCGUGAGUGAAGGUACUAAAGAAUAGAAUGAAACGCAGCCACCGAUGCUACAAUAUCACUUAGCUUAGCUGUUUGUCUUAUUUAAUAGGUACAACUGUAUGUUUUAACUGUCCGAUCAGUCACAAAGCUGUGACGCUUCGAAAUCUCUCCUGUGAAUUGAUGCAUUGAACAUUGCUUGAAUCGGCAAGUGCUUAACAUUUACAAACAUUCCAAAAAAAAGGGAAACAUAAAACUGGGAGAAAAACGAAAAGAAUCUAAUAUUCUAGUCCCAAAAUGAUUGUUUUAGUGCAAGGUAAAAGGAAACGAAAACAAAAAUAUACUAAAUUGUAUAGAAUUGUAUUGAUCUCGAGUGAUUGUUGAUAUAAAAAGAGUGAUAAAAUAUAUGCAAAACUAUUGUGACUAUAUUUUUAGUGACUUUUACUAGUGGUUCAAUAGUUGUGCUUCAUGGUAAAAAGUGCCUCACGACCAUGAGGACACACAGUCCCAAAGGAGCAUUAAUAUGUUUAUAUGUUUUAAGUUUUUAUUAACUAAACCAAAAAAAAGAACACACACAA